CCUGGUKGCAGACAUGCUGCACAUGGUGAGCUGAGUAGACGUCAUGUCAGAGACUAGUAAAAUAUAAAACAAUAUUGCUGCUUCAACCUUAAAAUACUACAUCAUCUAGUUGUAGCUUCCUGGCAUACUGAUGCAUUAGAUCACUAUGUCUACGAACAUGGACAGUAAGAAAGAAACCAGACCAUUGCCAAAUGGAUGGGUAGUUAGAGCCUCUAAGUCAAGGCAUGGUCGUUCUUACUUUUUCAAUGUUGUCUCUGGUUUAUCAAGCUGGAAACACCCAUCUGAGCUUAGUAAGGAGGUUAAUCCAAAAUCCAAAAAGAAAGUUCACUGUAGAAACCAAAGUGGCACAGACAGUUCUGUAACAUCUGGUGAGAUACCUGCAAAACGCUCAAARAUCCUUGUUAGUCCUCCUUCACCCUCCAGCCUGAAUACUUCUGUCAUUACUGUCAUAGAUAAAACGCAAGAAACAACAAAAGAAACUACUGAAUGUAUUAAGCCUGAAAAAGAUUUGCCUAAGACUGAUACAUCUGUUAAAGAGCUAGAGCCGUACCCUGAUUCUGAUGCUGAAAGCUCAGUGAAAGUUUUAGAACUUUCUGCUAAACAUCCACAGUUCGCGUGUAGUCGGACAAAAGCAAAUCAUAUUGCGCAAUGGCUAAACCAUGUGAAUAAUAUUUAUGAGCCUACGGAACAAGGAAGUGUGAUUAGUGAAGUAACUAGUACAUUAAAAGGAGACCUUGAUGAUGCCUUUUCUGUUAAGGAAAUCCCAGAUAAUACAGGACUUGUAGAUGAGAAAGAUGAGAAAAAGCCACCAAAAGAAGAGAAGGAAAAGGAAAGCCCUAAGAAGGAUGUAAAAGUAAAGGAGAAUGCAGAGAAACCUAGUGAUAAGUUGAAUCCAAAUCAGGGAAAUGAUACUACACAAUCAAACAAGGUAACACAGUCAAGCGAAACUAUAAACCAAGUUAAACCAAAAAUUGAGCAACCCAAGACUAGACCUCCGCUUAAAAAAGUGAAACCAAGAAAAAGAACAAAACCAUGUGGGAACAACUCAAAUAAUUCUUCAACACGACCAUCAAUUUCCUCUCCUACCAAGACAAAUAUAUUUACUCCAUUUGGACAAUUUGAGCAGCAGCAAUCAGAAGUUAAAAUUGAACAGGGGAAGAUUACUGGUACCCCUAUGAACAUUGACAGAGCUGGCACAAAUUCCCAGAAAUUUUCAACUCCAUUUCUUAAGUCUCCAACUGGAACUGGACCUUAUCUUCAAGCUCAUUUUAGCAGUCCUAUAGGUACUGAGAAUUUAAGGAAUUCUUUUUCUCCGCCUCUUGAAAAUAAUUUCCAAAAUCAACCCAGCUUUGCUGGUGGAUUUGGCAUUCAAUCUCAGCCAUUCAAUCUUAAUUUCGAGCCAUCACAAGAAAUGUCGAGUGAACAGAUGAAUGAAAAUGCCUUACAGCCAGACAGUGGAUUUGAUGAGGUGAUUGACAUGGAUGUUGAUAAUUAUGAAAGGUUAACAGAAACAAUUAAAGCUGAGCUACAAGAAGUAAGAUCAGAUUUUCAACUGGACACUCAAAAGAUUCAACAAGAAAGGACUUUCACUGAUUUCUCUUCAUAUGGUGAUGGGAUUUACAUCAUUCUAGACACCAAUGUCUUACUGUCACAUCUAAAGUUUAUCAGUGAACUCAAAGACUUUCCUAUAGAAGGUGUUGGCAGACCCAUACUUGUGGUGCCUUGGAUUGUCAUGCAAGAAUUAGACUCCCUAAAGAGUGACUCUUGGAAAAUUCGACAGGGAAAGAUUGUGAAUCAAGAGAGCAAAGAUGGUUCCGUGGGAGUAGAUUCACUAGCCCGACAAGCUAUUAGGUUUCUUCAUUCUUGUUUUGAGGCUAAACAUCCAAGGAUACGAGGGCAGACACUAGAUGAGGCUAGUGAACACAUGACUGCCAUGCUGGAGGAAUCCAACGAUGACAGAAUAUUACACUGCUGUAUCCUCUUUAAGAGAAAAGUUGCCAAUGGACACUCCAUUUUGUUUUCAAAUGACCAAAAUCUCUGCAGCAAAGCUAUGGUGAAUGGCAUCCGUGCAUUCAGCCAUCAGAGCUUGAUUGAAGGUCUCAAGGAAUUAAUGGGAAGUAAUCAGAAUAGAACUGUCGCUUUACAAGGAAACUAUUUUAAAGAAUAUUAUGAGCAACUUUCCAUACAACAGCAACUGGCUGAAAAGAGAGCAAAGGCUGAUGACAUCUUGUGUGAGCUUCAGUGCAUCAUGAGAGAAGGAUUGUCUGUCGUUGUAGAGGCUGAAAUGAGAUUAGCAUACGACAACCUGUGGGAUAAAAUAGUGUACAUAAAACCACCAUGGACUCUACAAGAUCUUCUGAUCAUAAUCAACAAACACUGGAUUGCAGUAUUUGGUGAAGUAGUUGACAGAAAACUUCAAGAUACUGUGAAAGAAUUAACCAAACAUCUAGAUCCACAAAAAGCUGUACCAGGGUGCAUGGCUAAUGUAGCUCCUAUAGUGGAUCUGGCAAAGACGUUGUUUGAUGGAUUUGCCAAUCACUCAAGUUACAAUGGAGCAAUCACUCAGUGUGUGGCAGCCAUUGCAGUUCUUCAGCAAAAGUGCAAAGAAAGCAAGAAAGAUGCAUUGCCAUCAUUAACCCUUCCACCUCAAGCAUUACCCUCCCAGACACCAGCAUUACUGCAACCUGAACCAUCAACACCUUCAUCUGUUAGGAUUGAAGAGGUUACACCUUCCAACUCCGACGAGACAGCAAGUGUUGCUUCAGUUAGUGUGCAUGGUGAGAUAUGUACAUCAACCUCAUCACAACCUCACAGACGAGUCUUAUCAACUUUUGAAACAAUCUGGAGUGCUGUAACACAGUUCAGUGCUCAGAUCUUCAACGCCUUAUCUUACCCGAAUCCUAUCCCACCCAGUGUCAUUGAGAAUCUACCCAAACCUACUAAAGAUGAGGCUAUUACUUUCUUGGGCCGGCUGUGUCGCUGUCUUGGCACAUUAGUCUCAGCAUUGCAGAGUGUUUUAAGAGUUCCAGUAGAAAGUCUCAAUGAAGAACCACAGUCAUUACAGAAGCUAGUGUCUGCCAUUGGUUCAUUCUUACAAGAGAUUCUUAAUCAAGAAAGUCCUGUGUCCGUAGAAGGCUUGUUUCAUUUUUGUCAAGAUUCUAAUUCUCGAACCGCACUUGUCCAAGGUUUGUCUCAGCUCGACAGAGCACUGGCAAUGUUACAGCACUGUGCAUCUUGUAUUGUAUAGUGGCCCUUGUGUAAAUAGGAUAUAUAUGAUAAUUAUUAUACACAGCCCUUGCAGUUAAGAGGAAAAGACUUUAAGGUUACUGUGAGUUUGUAGAGAACCUUGUUUAUAAAAUGCUGUAUCAUCCAUGGAAAAAGGAAAAGAAGAGGAAAGAUUGCUGGAAGGAUUUGCAGAACCAUUUGUGAACCAUGUUGAAUCAUCCUUGUCAAAUUGAAGUUUUGUGUCUGCCUCAGACUACUGCAUGUAUCUUGCAAUGAGGACAUGCAACUUGCCAAUAGUGAGUUACAAAUUUUCUUUGACUGAAAAAAAUAACGGUAUUUAAUGAAGAAAAAGGUAAUAUUGAUUACGCGUAACCCAUGACAAACGUGAAAUGGACAAAGCUGAAACAAUCCUAGCAUAAAAACACAAGGAAAAUCCCUCUAUACCAAUACAUAGGCCAUGUCUACCRGUACGAUCAACUAUUUUUUGUAAAACAAGUGUCUCAGCAAUGGAAACGAAGUACUACUGGUUCUGUGUCUUCAUCAUUGUUAGAAAGUGAAUGUAAUAUUGGUGCAAAACUAUACUGACAGCAGAAUAGUCAGGAUGUUACAUAUAUAUCCAUGAAUCCACAUAAUGUCACAAUUGUGAUAAACAAUGCCUGUUAUGUAGGGAGAGAUUUCUCCUUUAUUUAAAUUUACAAGUUAUAUUUGACAGAGAAGACUUAUAAAAGAAUAUAGAGAUAUUUUUGAAGUUUAAAUAAAAAGAAAAGUUGGAUUUACCACAUCAAA
Molecule: messenger RNA, 4011 nt
Organism: Actinia tenebrosa (Australian red waratah sea anemone)
Lineage: Eukaryota; Metazoa; Cnidaria; Anthozoa; Actiniaria; Actiniidae
Cellular component (GO): nucleus
Molecular function (GO): protein binding
Source: RefSeq, a predicted model, not a curated record